GGGCUGGGGUUGAAAGAAGGGGCGGCUUUGUUCACGGACCUGGUGUUUAGCUUGGGCUGACCGAUUUUUCGUUGUGGUGGGCACCUAGAUUUAGUGGGAGCGGAGAUCUGCUGAGUAUGCUUUUGAAUUCUUGUCGGUCACUCCUAUGGCUGCUGAUCGCCUUUUUCCUUUCCCUGAUGCCUUUGGCUUCUUCUUUAAACCUCAGGUCAUGGCACGACUGUUGUACAUGGGAAACAUACCUUUUCUAUUUGGUUGAUCCUUCUCACUUCUUCUCACAUAUUGUUGGCGGAGCUCCUGCCAUCGGCUCGAAAAAAAAAACAAAUUCUUGGUAACUGAGAUGGAGUUCAGUGCUGACCGGUAUACUGGAUAGUCGUUUGAUACAUGUGGUGUGGCUCAUAUUAGCGAUGCUUGUUUGAGUAGCGGCCAAGUUUGAUGUUCCUAUGUGCAACCUUGUGUCAAAUCCCUUUGUGACUUAACACUGGCUGUUUAAGCAUUUGAAUGCUUAUUGUUUGUCCAGUUUGCGGCAUUUUUUUGAGGGUGCAUUGAUAUCUGCUUGGUCAGGAAAGAAAGAAAAGAGGACUGUGCGCUGAUGUUUGAGAUUGUUGAAGUCUGAUCUUUUGUGAUUGCUUCAAUUUGUUUAUCCUCUGUAGGCUAUAGCAAUUGCCAAAUUAUAAUUCCUUGGUCUUUGCUAGGAAUGCAAGUGGGCUUGUCCGGGAGUCCACACAUAGGCACACAUAGGCAAAAAAAAUGGCCUAUUUGUGGACAAUCCCGCUUGCGUGCCUAGCCUUUGCUGUGGUCUCAUUGUUACCAAGUUGGGGUACAAAUGCUGGAAUCAGCUCCUAACCAGGAAGAGUUUGACACUCAUGACCCUAAGGAGAACAGUUUGCUACUCCCUUACUUGAGGAAAAGGUCAAAAAUCAUUGAGAUAGUUGCCGCGCGUGAUAUAGUCUUUGCACUAUCACAGUCAGGAGUAUGUGCUGCUUUUAGUAGAGAGACAAAUGAGAGAAUAUGCUUUCUGAACGGAAGCCCUGAUGAAGUUAUUCGCAGUUUAUUUUACAACAAGAAUAAUGAUUCACUCAUUACUGUGUCAGUAUAUGGUUCUGAAAAUUUCAGUGCUCUGCGGUGCAGAACAACUCGAAUAGAGUACAUUCGGCGUGGACAACCAGAUGCUGGUUUCCCUCUUUUCGAGACUGAGUCCUUGAAAUGGCCUGGAUUUGUGGAGUUUGAUGAUGUCAAUGGAAAGGUUUUAACUUACUCUGCUCAAGACAGCACAUACAAGGUGUUUGAUUUGAAAAACUACACAUUGCUGUAUUCGGUAUCUGAUCAGAAUGUCCAAGAAAUAAAGAUCAGCCCUGGGAUAAUGCUAUUGAUUUAUAUAAGAACAAGCAGCUCUGUUCCUCUGAAGAUUCUUUCCAUUGAGGAUGGUACAGUCUUGAAGUCCUUCACUCAUCUACUCCAUCGUAACAAGAAGGUUGAUUUCAUUGAGCAGUUCAAUGAAAAGCUUCUGGUCAAGCAGGACGGAGAGAAUCUUCAAAUUCUUGAUGUAAGGAAUUUCCAAUUGACAGAAGUCAGCAGGACUGAGUUUAUGACUCCAUCUGCCUUUAUUUUUCUGUAUGAGCUGCAACUGUUCUUGACUUUCCGGAAUCGAUCGGUAGCAGUUUGGAACUUUCGAGGUGAACUGGUCACAUCAUUUGAAGAUCACCUGUUGUGGCACCCUGACUGCAACACGAACAACAUAUACAUAACAAGUGAUCAAGAUCUUAUUAUUUCGUACUGCAAGGCUGAUUCCACUGAUUCUUCUUCAGAAGAAAAUGCUGGCUCAAUAAACAUAAGCAGCAUACUGACAGGAAAAUGCUUGGCAAAAAUAAACCCUGGAAAUGGAAAUUCAUGCAAGCAAAAGAAAGCAUGGAAGUUCCAGAAUACAGUAUCUGAGGCCCUUGAGGACAUCACAGCUCUGUACUUCGAUGAAGAGCAUGAUGAGAUCUACACUGGCAACCAGCAUGGCCUUGUUCAUGUGUGGUCGAACUGAAAGCUGAAAGCUUUCACCUGCAGCAUGGUGCUCUUCAGCUUCACCUGUAUGUGUAUUAACAGCCAGUACCUCAUGUGGUGGGGCUAUGAAGAGGAACCCCCAGCUCCCAGGGCCCAGGUACCUAGAGAUGCUUCAUUUUUUUGAGGCGAUUCUUAUUUAUCCCUGCCUGCCAAUAGUUCUCCAUCCAUCCAGAACCCCCUCAGAUUUGUUGUAGAAUUGACACUCAACAGCGUUUUCACCUUAGCCUGUAGCUUUUGGAAAUGUUGAUCAUGCCCCUCAACUCAGUCCCAGAGUGAGUUCAAGUGUAACGGAUGUACCUUGCUCGUAACGAAAUUUAUUCGUUGAGUUCUCAUCCGUUGAAAUGCUUCCA
Molecule: messenger RNA, 2399 nt
Organism: Panicum virgatum (switchgrass)
Lineage: Eukaryota; Viridiplantae; Streptophyta; Magnoliopsida; Poales; Poaceae
Exons: 8
Coding region: 824-2029 (401 amino acids)
Molecular function (GO): protein binding
Source: RefSeq, a predicted model, not a curated record